Molecule: messenger RNA, 1105 nt
Organism: Vigna unguiculata (cowpea)
Lineage: Eukaryota; Viridiplantae; Streptophyta; Magnoliopsida; Fabales; Fabaceae
Product: ternary complex factor MIP1 leucine-zipper protein (Protein of unknown function, DUF547)
Source: RefSeq, a predicted model, not a curated record
UAUAAAGUUAGUGUUUGGAACAACUCUGGAACAUUUACAUUGGUACAUGGAUGAGGCAACGAGCUUAAAGGCUCGUCCUUUUCUUCCUCCUUCGUCUAUGGAUAAGAUGGAAACUCGAGGGACUAAGGCAAUGGUGGCAAUGGAGAAAACCAUAGAAAAUGAGCGUAGCUCCAAUAGAGAAAGGAAAAUGGCUUUGAUACAAGAUGUUGACAAGUUGAAGAGAAAGCUUAGACUCGAAGAGAAUGUUCACAGAGUGUUAGAAAGAGCAUUUACAAGACCUUUGGGAUCCCUUCCUCGUCUUCCUCCUUAUCUUCCCCCACAUAUACUAAAGCUUGUGACUGAAGUAGCAGUAUUGGAGGAGGAGGUGGUUAGACUAGAAGAAAACGUUGUGAAUUUCAGACAAGCUCUAUAUCAGGAAGCUGUCUACAUUUCCUCUAAGUGGAAAUCAGAAUAUUUGAGGGACUCAAUGGACUAGAACUCCAUCAGAAGCUCCAAAUAUCAAACAUCAAAAUCCUUUUCCCAAAGCUAGUGAACAGGAAACAACUGCACAUCAAACAGGAACUGCUAUCAUCAAUCCCAGAAGAGGGGUAGCAAAAGAGAAGCCACUAUUUUAUAGCUCUCUAAAGGAUAAGCAAUCACUGGAAAAGAAAAUGGCCAAAUUCAUUACAACAGUGAAGAAGUCUGUAAUCAAACAAGAAUUAGAUGAUGUGUAUGCAGAUCACUUGAAGUUGCAGGUAUGCAACAGUGUCCAAUUAUUACUGUUUCAAUGCAAAAAAAGAACUGAGCUGUCAUUCACUUUGCUUGUUCAGAUGGAGAAGAGAUUAAUGCACAAAGAAAGAGCUUUUGAGUUCCUCAAGUUCAUUAGAUGAUAAGGAGUCAGAGGAUAUUGUCAAGUGCUUAUGUAGAAUCUUUAUGAGAAUAGGUACAUUCAAUGACAAAUUAGGGUAAUCAAAAAUAACUUCCAGUUCUGCAUCUGCAUGCAGAAAGGAAAUGUGAUCCCUAUGGUAUCUUUUCAGAAUCCGAAGUGAGAGAUAUUGGUGCAUAUAAUAGUUUAUGUGAGUCUAAAGCCUCAAAUGUCGAUAUUGAUCAAACAGGAAGUGUAGUG